Trichoplusia ni (cabbage looper) is the source of this 1750-nucleotide messenger RNA. RefSeq names its product SCAN domain-containing protein 3-like. Lineage: Eukaryota; Metazoa; Arthropoda; Insecta; Lepidoptera; Noctuidae. The record is from RefSeq and is a predicted model, not a curated record. Gene Ontology annotation, biological process: DNA integration. Bases 314 to 1654 code for a protein of 446 amino acids. Gene Ontology annotation, molecular function: nucleic acid binding. The transcript has a single exon.
UUUUAAUAAGUAGGAAUAACAUAAAACGGCUGUUUUACUAUGCAACCGGUUAAAUAAUUGGUAAAGUGCACUUCAUCCGGGCGCUAUGAAGUUGAAUAUGUAUGCUAGAGAAAGACCGAGUUUCGUUCGGUUUUGCCCGGCUCCGGUCGGACAACUUCGGGGAUUGGAAUAUUGACGUGCCCGCCAUCUUGCUAUUUCGUGCUCUCCCCAGUCAGUGUAAAUACCGAAAACCGCGGCGGGUUUUAUUAUUACUAGUUUUUUUAUGAAAGUACUUGUAAAGUUGUUCUAAUUGUGUAAAUUUUCUAUUUAUAAAAUGGACGAUUAUGAGUCAAAUUCAUCAGAUACUGAAAAUAGUGACACUGAAGAUGUUGAUAGAGAUGAAUUUUACCGGAAAUUGUAUCAAGUGUACAAAAACAAAAGAGGACUUAAUUCUGUGUUACUGGCGCGAGAGAAAUAUAACUACCUUGUCGCGAGAAUAAAGGCGGCAAAAACAACGUUGAAAAAGACGUCCUCGGAUUAUCAUCGUUUAAAGAAAUUUGAAGUUAUUCGAACGACGGAUGGAGACAAACUGUUCACUCUUCCUACACCCGGUAACAAAAAGCGGCAAAUGAUGGUGCCGAUGGAUGAAAUGUACGACAUUAUUAAAAAGUAUCAUAUUAUGUUAAACCAUGGCGGCCGCACUCGCAUGAGGGAUGAGUUAAAACAAAAAUACAAAAACAUAACUGCAGAAAGUGUUUUAGUAUAUUUAUCAAUGUGCAAAUCUUGUAAGAACAAAACUAUUUAUAAACGUGGAAGACCAGGAGAAAAACCUGGUUUUAGUCCAUUACAUGAAACUCCGGAGGAGGAUUUUUGCAUUCCGGCGGAUCCUAUUUCCGAAGGUUCGCCAACGACUGUAAAAUCAGAAAUGGAAACUGAAGAGGUAAUAAGAGACAUACCUGCACCUAUACCUAUAUCCACAUACAAAUAUCCAGAGCUGUAUUCACGCGGCCAAGUGGACAUACUCGGUGUGACUACUGAAUUAGGCGCAGACUAUAAAUAUUUAAUGAUUUAUAGAAAUUUAACCAAUAAAUACAUUCAUUUGAAACCGAUGAAGGAAUUAAAUGUAGAAGACGCGGUGGAAGCUCUGCUUACAAUAUUCUUAGAAUACGGAGCCCCAAACAUAUUGCAAUCAAAAAAUGGUUUAGACCUAAUAAAACCUAUUUGUACACAAAUAGCAGACUUACACGAGGAAAUAAAAGUGAUUCCCUCUGAGAAACUUUUCAACAAAAGUGAUUUUAAGGGUAAAUCUAAUGAGGAUAUAUUGAAAAAGUUAAAUGACUGGUUGAUCACUUCACUCAAUACUAAGUGGUAUCAAGGAUUGAAAUACGUACAGCACGACUUCAACACUGUUUUCCACGAGGCAUUAUGUAGAACGCCUUGUCAGAUGGUCUUUGGUUCGGAUCCGAGAAGAGGUAUAGCAAGCGUUUUUCCGAAAAAUAUAUGCGAUGAUAUUUCAACGGAACAGGAUUUAAUAGCAGUAUUAGAGAACAAAGGGCCUGUUGCUCCGAAAGAAGUGAAAGAAGAAGAGUCGGUGACAUUACCUAGCGAUUUAAUUAAAGAAGAGGCUGAUAGUGAUGACGAGAAUGUCGAUGAAGAUAAAGAACUGAUAGCAUAGGUAUCUUUUUGUAACUGUGUAUUAAUUAAUCAUGUAACCUCUUUGAUACAAAAUUUAAAAUAUUUGUAAUUAAUAUUCUUUUUUAAUAUUUCAUAA